AUGGCCUCUGUGACCCUUGGGCAGGCCUUCUUCCCCACGCAGCCAGAGCAGAAGGCUGAAAGCCUCGGCCCCACGAAGGGGGCCAUGGCAGUCCUGCUGCAGGAGCUCUGGGGGCUCCAGCUGCCUCCGGUGGAGAAGGCGGCGCGUGUGGAGAGAGGAGCUCCCCAGGGCUGGAAAGGCCAGCUGGCCACACAGCCGCAAGGGCCGGCCACGCCGGCGUGGGCCAACUGGCAGCCGCCUCCUCUGACCCCGUCUGACGACAUCGAGGCCUAUUUGGCCACCUUCGAGCGUGUGGCCGAGACCUGCCUGUGGCCGAGGCACGAAUGGGCGUCGCGACUCGCGCCAGCCCUCCGUGGAACGGCAGCCCACCUGGCCUUCUGCAACCUGGGUGCCUGUGACAGAAAUGACUAUGAGAAGCUGAAGGAGGCGGUCUUGAAUGCCUACAACAUCACCAUGGAGACGUGGCGCCAGCGCUUCCGGCAGUUCUGCUACCCGGAGGCCGCGGGUCCCCUGGAGGUCUGUGAACAGCUCCGGCAGCUUUGCUUCCAGUGGCUGAAGCCAGAGAAACACACCAAAGAGCGUAUCCUGGAGCUGCUGGUCCUGGAGCAGUUCCUGACCAUCCUGCCUGGGGAAACCCAGAACUGGGUCCGGGAACAAAACCCCGAGACAUGUCUCCAGGCAGCAACCUUGGCAGAAGGCUUCCUGCAGAAGUGCCAAGCAGCCAAAGUCUGCAAGCAAGAGCAGCAGGAACUGACCGCAGAUCUGGAGGAGAAAAAGCCGGUGGCAUCCAGGACCAGGCAGAAUUUGGCCUGCCAGGAAGACGGGUGGAGAGCGAAAGAGGUGGAGCACGGCUUGUUAGGCCAGGGGAGCAAACGGCUUCUGCCUCACCGGCUUCCUGUGAGCAAUGCAGUGACUCCCGGCGAAAAAGAAGAGGGGUCUCCCUCGGAGGAGAGCAAGGAGCCAGAGGAGCAGAAAAGGGACUCCCUAGCGAGACCCGCCGGAAGCCCUUCUCCGGGUGGUGACGAGGAAUGGGCACAUGCUCUGCAGUUUCAGUUAGCAAAGGAUUUAGCCAAAAUGCUGCGAAAGAGUGAUGCUCCGGCCAGCCACUGGAGCCAGGACAGCGAUGGCAGCCCCGGGGGGAAAGCAGGCAUCCCCCGGCAGCAUGAGAGGGGCCUCUGCAGCCCCACGGAGCUUCUCGGGACCUGGGAUGCGCCCACCGAAGAGCGGCCGUACCAGUGUCCCCGCUGCGGGAGGAGGUUCGGCGAAAACGCAGCCCUUCGGAAGCACCUCAAGCGCCACUUGGCCGAGAAGCGGUACCAGUGCACCGAGUGCGAGAUGCGCUUCCGGCAGAGCUCAGACCUGAUCAAGCACCAGAGGAUCCACACUGGAGAGAAGCCCUACCAGUGCCAGGAGUGUGGGAAGACCUUCAGCCUGUGCUCGGCUCUGUACCGGCACCACCGGGGACACUCUGGGGAGAAGCCCUUUAAGUGCAAGAUAUGUGGGAAAGGCUUCACGCGGAACUCGAGCCUAGCUCAACACCACCGCCUCCACAAGCAGCAGGACAUGUAGCACUGGCCAGACUGAAAUAAUCAGGGAUACCAUUCGGGAUUCUAAUGUCCUGUGGCAGGCGGGAGGAGUCGUGUCUAAUAAUUGCACUGUGCAAAACUCGGCACCUGAGAUGUCCAGUCAGAUGUUUCACUUUAGGAAAAAUUCCACAACUUUCUAGCCUUAAGAUUGCCCCCCCCCCAAAAGUAAAUUGUGUGGGCCUGAUGCAGUAUGGGGAUUUUACUGGCCUUUGGAAGGAGCUAUAGCUUAGUGAGGGAAGGUCCAAGGUCCAAGGUCGACAGUUAAAAAGAUUAGAGAACA
Varanus komodoensis (Komodo dragon) is the source of this 1866-nucleotide messenger RNA. RefSeq names its product zinc finger and SCAN domain-containing protein 23-like. The transcript has 3 exons. Gene Ontology annotation, molecular function: DNA-binding transcription factor activity, RNA polymerase II-specific; RNA polymerase II cis-regulatory region sequence-specific DNA binding. Gene Ontology annotation, biological process: regulation of transcription by RNA polymerase II. The coding region runs from base 1 to 1569 and encodes 522 amino acids. Lineage: Eukaryota; Metazoa; Chordata; Lepidosauria; Squamata; Varanidae. The record is from RefSeq and is a predicted model, not a curated record.